This is a messenger RNA of Lathyrus sativus (Indian pea), 495 nucleotides long. Lineage: Eukaryota; Viridiplantae; Streptophyta; Magnoliopsida; Fabales; Fabaceae. The record is from the annotation of a GenBank genome assembly.
AUGUGGGCGAGUGCAGAAGGUGGUGCUCCAGAGGUUACUCUAGAAACUUCCAUGGGUUCCUUCACCAUCGAGCUUUACUACAAGCACGCACCUAGAACUUGCAGGAAUUUCAUUGAACUCUCUCGUAGAGGUUACUACGACAAUGUUAAAUUCCACAGAAUCAUCAAGGACUUCAUAGUGCAAGGUGGGGAUCCUACUGGGACGGGAAGAGGAGGAGAAUCCAUAUAUGGUGCAAAAUUUGAAGAUGAGAUUAAACAAGAGUUGAAGCAUACUGGAGCUGGUAUUUUGUCAAUGGCUAAUGCUGGACCUAAUACUAAUGGAAGUCAGUUCUUUAUCACUCUUGCGCCGUGCCCCUCUUUGGAUGGAAAACAUACAAUAUUUGGAAGAAUAAGUCGGGGAAUGGAAAUCAUCAAAAGACUUGGCAGUGUUCAGACAGAUAACAAUGACAGGCCCAUUCAUGAUGUGAAGAUACUACGGACAUCGGUCAAGGAUUGA